Molecule: messenger RNA, 918 nt
Organism: Aspergillus calidoustus
Lineage: Eukaryota; Fungi; Ascomycota; Eurotiomycetes; Eurotiales; Aspergillaceae
Source: the annotation of a GenBank genome assembly
CUGCAGGCCGAUUCUCUUUCCUUAUCACGUCUUUUUGAUUGCAACAGACGCUCCCCUUCUUGCCUCUCUUGAGCCUUUCAUCCAAGCUACCGUUGCUCUCCCUCUUACCCUUCUUCUACCCCACCUUGAACCUUCUUGAGUCUUCAAGAUGCGUGUCUUUACCAUGCUUCUUGCGACUCUGGUUACCCUUUUUGCAGCCAUUGCCUUUGCUCUCCCCACUGAGCCCGCUGAUGAAGUCCCGGCCAUCAUCAACAAUGACCCCAAAUCAUCCAUUCCCAUUGACCAGGUCGGCUUCGACAUUGGUGUCGACUUUAUGGGCCGUGAGAUCAAUCCUGACCUUGCCAACUCGACCGAAUGGGCAAAGAUGGCCAAGAAGGAAUCUCUUACCUGCAACCCGUCCGGAAUCCAGAUCGCGAGCAGGGAUGCGUUCAUUGAUGGCAUCAAGUUCUUGAAGAAGCACGGCGACAAGACCAGCCUCGAAGAUGGCAGGUGCAAGUGGGCCAACUGCGCUUCUCCUGGGGCCGCCAUCUGGUGGUGCAACAUCGCCGGCAAGGAGAUUAAGAACAGCCACAAGACCAUUGCGAAGAAGGCUCAGAAGGUUGUCGACUCGUGCAAGGAUGAGGGCACCGACCCCUGGGGCAACAAAGCUCUUUCUGGUAUCCUCGAGGUCAAUGGCAUCUGGAAGGUUAUGUUGAUGCGCGACUCCAAGCUGUGCUAGAUUAGAUGUCUGUUGACUUUGUUGCCGCUGACGGUGAUCUGGCCUUUUGUGUCGUUUGACCUGUGUGCCUUUCUUUUUUGUUCUCGUGGAUCCAGCAUCUACGAUGACUCUUGUAACCUACGGAUGUAGAGGGUGCUUUUCAGCAAAGUGCCUUGCGUUGUGCUUUAUCGUGUCUUUAGAUUAGGAAAUCGAAAUCGAAG